AUGGUCCACGGAGACACUCGUGCCCGCACAGGGCUCACCACCUUCCUGCUUGCGAGCAGCGCGCUAGUAUGGGUUUCGGCCGUGAUCGUGAUGGGUAUCCUCGCCUACCUCGUCUCGCGCGGAUGGGGCGGAGACCACAUCAUUUAUGAACUUGUGAUUUCUGUCCUCACGACGGCGUUCUUCCCCUUGGCUUUCUUCCUCGUUAUCUCGCCAGGCUUCAUUCUCCUGUUCAACUUGAUCUUCUCGUACCUCUGGAUCGUCGCCGUCUCCUUCACCGCUUCCGACUGGAGCAAUAGUCACUCCGACCUGCUGCUCGCGGUUGAGGCCUUCAGUUUCAUUGCAUUGCCCGGCAGCUUCUUCCUCUUUUUCAAUAUUCUUUACGAUUGGCACUACGGUUUCUACCGGACUGGUGUUCAUUCGCGGGCCGUCGUCUAA
Molecule: messenger RNA, 435 nt
Organism: Chaetomium globosum CBS 148.51
Lineage: Eukaryota; Fungi; Ascomycota; Sordariomycetes; Sordariales; Chaetomiaceae
Exons: 3
Coding region: 1-435 (144 amino acids)
Source: RefSeq, a predicted model, not a curated record